UUAGCAUGAGUGGUUAGUGGAGUUUCAAAGUGUAUUAAGUGUAUUGAUUUUUCAUUUCCCAAUCCCAAUUUAAAAUUCAACUUUCAAUAUUAUUAACUAAGUAACAAUGCAUGCAAUUUAUGUUUCAAGAACGAAUGAAUUUAAAUAAUACUCAAUUAUGAACGAAGAAGACAAACAGGCGCUUAUCCAAAGAUUUAAUAUUAAAAUUGGAGAUGAUAUUAAUAACUUGACUAACGCAUAUGAAUUAGAGAAUGAAUAUGUAGAAAAGCGCGACAAAUUACAAAACUCUCUUCAGGCGGAAAACAAUGAAGUGCCAACAAAAGUAAAAUCAUCAAUAGAUAAAGCAAAGAAAAAGCCUGCUCAAAUAGCAGAGCUCAAAGAGAAAAAUGAAAAGUUGCAGGACAAACUAGACCAGUUUCUGGUAAAAACUGAGCCCCUGCGUGAUGAACUGAACAAAAGGUUUGCAGCUAUCAAUAAACUAGUGAAGGUUCAGUCAUAUUUAAAAACCUAUAUAGAAGUAGAAGAUUUGUGCCGUCAAUUGUCCAACUGUAAUGAAGAUGAGCAGAGUGUGCUGCUGUUUGGAGCACUUAAAGAGCUGUGCUUACAAUACCAGGAUGACCACAGAGGCACUUAUUUCAAGGAAUACACACACUACUGGCAUAAUAUACUCAAGGAUAAAUUAACUAAACAAUAUGAAGAUGUAUUAAAGUUGCUAAAAUGGCCAGUGGUAAUGCGUCCUGACAUGUCCCCUUUGCCUAAAGAUGUGAUGGUCAAGUUCCAUAAUCUGACCAAGUUUUUAUUCCUGAUUGAAGAACCAGACGAUGAACAAGCCAGAAUACAGUCAGGGGAUUUCAGUUUAGCAGAUAAUCCUUGUUUACCUGUAAAAGUCCUGGUACGGCCACUGAAGAAAAGGUUUACAUUCCAUUUCACUGGGUCUCGGCAGACCGCGCGCAUUGACCGCCCUGAAUGGUUCCUCACUCAGACGCUCACUUGGAUCAAGGAUCACCAGGGCUUUGUGAGGACACAUGUACAGCCAGUUGCUGACAAACUGCAAUUGAGGCAUGUUCGGGCCGUUGACGAAUUCAACGCCGGUCUUAUCUCUUUCGCGGCGGAAAGACUCCACACCGUCCUCGGCAUGUAUAACGCACACGGGGUCAAGGAAAAACGCGCGGACAUGGACGCGGCCUUCGCUCACGCUGUGGAUGAGGCUUUAGGCUUCCAUCGUGAGCUGGUGCUGAUAACGGGGCAUGAGGUUAACAGCGUGCUUUCGGUGCUGACGAAGGCGGAGAUCUUUGUCAGAUGGCUUUCUGUUGAAAAGAAAUAUGCCUUAUCAAAAAUGGAUGAGACUAUAGACACCGAAUCUUGGAUCGAGCCCGUGGCCGGCGGUAUGGGUUCCGCCGUAGGGUCCGUGCUGUGGGUUCCGCGGGGUGCUGAUUGGUUCAUGUCGCUAUUGAAAACAAUUGAGGAUCGAUACGCUGUAUUGCCGCAGCCUGGACAUCGGCUUCAGUUUCUCGAACUACAACUCGAGCUGGUCGAAGAGUGGCGCGUGCGGCUGACGCAGCUGCUGACCGCGGCGCUGGGCGUGCAGCCGCCGGCCGCGUGCCCGGCCGGCGCCGGCCCAGACCCCGUCACCGCCGUCGUCAACGCGGCCCACCACGCCCGCACCGGCCUGCUGCAGUGGGCGCACUGUCUGCACUAUCUCCAACUGCACUACUACCGUCGCCAGUUCCAACAUUUCACCCAACAACAACACCAUGACGAGUCCGAAUCGGCGUCCAGCUCCGAUGAAGAAUCUGACGAAUCUGACGCGGACGGUGAUGACGAAAAAGAAAAAACAGACGAUGACGCCUUGUCGCUGAAAGAUGUAGAGCAGAAGGCGAAAAACCAAGCUAUUGAUGAAGUGAUGCGUCGCAAUUCAGUGUUGCCUGAAUUGAGCCGGUUUGAUAUCACAUCGCCAAUAGCAAACUUGUCCGUAACGGAGCCGCUAUCUAACGACGAUUCUGAAGAAGCGGGCGUGUUUGCUGAAGCGCCGGCAUUACUAGCGCGUUUGCGUGACGCCGGACUUACUGCUCUCGCCGACCAUGCUCUGCUCGAGUUCCGCGCCGCCAUGCGAGACUAUAGGAGACAGAAAUGGCACGCGAUGUUGGUAGUGGAAGAGAUAGCGCUCUGCGUAUCAUCGCCUCUGUGCGCGCCUCUGUCCGCGCUCUGCACGCGCAUGAACAACGCCACGGCCAAACUGGCCCCUGUCCUGGCCGUGAGGUUCAGGAGCUUCCUGGCUGAGAGCGUCGACCAGUACAUCUUCGAGGAGGUGGUGCUGGAAAGCUGGUUCAACACGGGCGGCACAAUCCAGUUCACUCACGACGUGAAGCGCAACCUCGUGCCGGCCUUCGCUCCGCCUAAUAAGAGCGCGUCGCAGACCAACCUUCUACCAAAGCUGCUAGAAUCGUGCGUGCUCCUGAACAUGGAGUACGACGAAGCUCGACGGCUGCGCUCCCUGGUGCGCGCGCACCCGGGCACGGGCGCGGACGCGCUGCGCAUGCGCGGCGUGCGGCACGUGGCGCCGCCGCACGCGCUGCGCGUGCUCGACCAGCGCACCGACCUCGGCGACGUGCCCGAGCGCUCCGUCAUGGACCUCUUCUGAGGGUACGAGGGGGGAGGGCUUUAAGUUGACGUGUGGUGUGUGCACGUGCAGGUGCCUGUGUCGGUGAUACCGCUUCAUUUGGUUACUGUACAUCAGGCCGUUGUCAAAAUAUCUUAACAUUUAGUACUAAUUUGUAGUAUAAAUGAACCGAGUUGCACACAACAAAGCAACUUCAAAAUAUUUUCAACCAUUAGUGGUUUUAAGUUUGACUUAAUUGAAAGCGUGACUGAUUGAUUUGUAAAGCAGGCGAAUACCUUACUAGAUUAAUAGUUAAUUAUAUUUUUUAACAAAACGCAUUAGCCAAUGCUAGCUAUCACUCUCACUAUACCUACCUAUAAAUCACUUCUCUUUUGUCUAUUCUUAGAAAACAGGUAUUUUUUUGUUGUCAAACCUGAAACUAAUGAAAUUGUAGGUCUUUAAUAGGUUAUAUUUCCACGUUUCAAUUGAAACUAAUUUUUUUUUCAAGAUAUUUUCUGCAUGAAAAUUAGGAAAAUUAUUGAGCGGGGAAACCGAACAUGUAAAGUGAUUUAGUUUCUUUUCUCGCAAGUGUAGGUAUACAUUUUAUGGAAGUAUUUGUUUUACUCAAAGUAGGGUAAGAAUUAUUUUUGACAGUUAUGAAUUGACCCUUGUCUUAUACAUAAAAAGGUUAAGACUAAAUUCAUAACUGUCAAAAAUCACUUAUUACGUUGUUCUGACUGUAAUUAAUGAGUUUUAACUGUUAACCAACGUUCUAAAAGCAUUCCAAUUUA
Cydia strobilella is the source of this 3390-nucleotide messenger RNA. RefSeq names its product RAD50-interacting protein 1 (gene Rint1). The record is from RefSeq and is a predicted model, not a curated record. Gene Ontology annotation, cellular component: Dsl1/NZR complex. NCBI's taxonomy places the organism in Eukaryota, Metazoa, Arthropoda, Insecta, Lepidoptera, Tortricidae. Gene Ontology annotation, biological process: retrograde vesicle-mediated transport, Golgi to endoplasmic reticulum; endoplasmic reticulum to Golgi vesicle-mediated transport; regulation of ER to Golgi vesicle-mediated transport. Bases 158 to 2641 code for a protein of 827 amino acids. The transcript has 14 exons.